AGCAAAUGGAAGAUGCUAGAGAGCACAGAUAAACACAUGGCCACGGAUAUUCUGGGAUCAAAUUCAAGCAAAGCAGCAACCUAAACAAGUUUACCCUUUUGAAAUCCUUUUGAAGACUGAGCGUGUGAUUACUGGUAUUCAUGUUCAUCCUAAUUACUUGAGUGGUGGGGAUUGACUGGCAUUGGAGGGUGCAGUAGGUUUACAUGUAUCGGAGAUUUCGAUGCAAUAGUUGUUCAAUAGCUGGGUUGUUGAAGCUUUGGUGACACUGGGGGUUACAGGCGAAAAACAGGAUGGUGCAGUGAGAAUCAAACUCAAGUUUGAAACAAAGCUCUUCAUUAGCCUGCUUGAGUUUGUUAGUUUACAAAUUUAGGUUUCCUAAACAAGAUGGCUGGCUCAUCGUUUGGGUUGCAACCUAGUGAAAACAUGGGAAGCACUACCAAGGGUGUAACUGUGGAAGCUCCUAAACGUGUGUUUGCUAUUGAUUUUAAGAUCUUGGGAUUGUCUAUUUUCUCAUUUCUUCCAUGGAAUAUCGGCUCUGGAAAUAAAAUUCAAAUGCCAGCAACUAUCAGUAAGGAGUUAAAAAAGCAUGCGCGAGCACACAGAGGUGCUAAAUCUUUGGACCAGUAUCCCUCUGUACGGUUCAGACCUUAUGUUUCCAAGGUUCCUUGGCAUACAGGUCCAAGAGCAGUUCUAUCUCAAAUGUUUCCGCGCUAUGGCCAUUACUGUGGGCCGAAUUGGUCCAGUGGAAAAGAUCGGGGCUCCCAUGUGUGGGAUAAACGACCCAUUGACUGGUUGGAUUUUUGCUGUUAUUGUCACGACAUUGGUUAUGAUACUCAUGACCAGGCUGAGCUCCUGAAGGCAGAUUUGGCGUUUCUUGAAUGCCUGGAGAAGUCUGAUAUGAAAAUAAAGGGGAACCCUUGGGUGGCUAACCUAUAUAAGACAAUGUGCAUCUCAGGUCUCAGGAAUGUUCUGAUACCUUAUAGACAUCAACUUGUGAAUUUGCGAGCAGUACAAUCGCCCAUUAAUUUUGGAUGGAUAGGUAACUGGAAACUGCAAGCAUUGAAUAUUCAGAAAGAUAUGAAGAUUGAUUUAUCUUUCGUUUGGAAAGGGUGGCUAAGAAAUGUCAGAUGGAAAGGACAGAACCAUGAAAACCUAUGAAGGUCUUGUUGCUUCAAAUUCUGCUGACAUUUGUACCGUGAAGAGGUAAAAAACGAGUUAGAUUUCUUGGUAACUGUUGUAUCAGUGUAAUUUUUGUAAAUAUCUGAGUCUCUUGCAGUUUUAGCUUACCAGUGACUUGUACCUACUUUGUUUUUAAAAUUGUGAAUUGUCUGAGAGAUCUCCUGCUGUUUGGCUGAUCUCCAUGUGAGGGGAUAACAAGCUGUUGCAAUGACUUCACUGUGACAUUGAGCUGCAUGAAAGAUCAGAUUGAAUCCCCGGACAAGGAAAGAUCAGAAAACAAGGAUAGUUUAUGAUAUAGAAGCAGAAAGAUUGUUAUGCUGCAUUGUUGAAUCCUUUUAUUUUUUGUUUGAAAAUACCAUUGUUGGAUCUACAUUUGCCAACACUUCCUUGUUAUUCUAGCUACAAGAUGUCAAGUAUGAAAACGGACAUUUUGAAAGCUUAAUUUGAAUGGAGAUAAGGGACCUAGUUUGAGAACUCAUCUUUUCUUUUCUUUUUUUUUUGUUUGGAGAUAA
Molecule: messenger RNA, 1691 nt
Organism: Oldenlandia corymbosa var. corymbosa
Lineage: Eukaryota; Viridiplantae; Streptophyta; Magnoliopsida; Gentianales; Rubiaceae
Source: the annotation of a GenBank genome assembly